Molecule: messenger RNA, 1392 nt
Organism: Gastrolobium bilobum
Lineage: Eukaryota; Viridiplantae; Streptophyta; Magnoliopsida; Fabales; Fabaceae
Product: DNA repair protein RAD51 homolog 3
Exons: 9
Coding region: 172-1215 (347 amino acids)
Biological process (GO): meiotic DNA recombinase assembly; DNA repair; reciprocal meiotic recombination
Cellular component (GO): Rad51C-XRCC3 complex; Rad51B-Rad51C-Rad51D-XRCC2 complex; replication fork
Molecular function (GO): ATP binding; ATP-dependent DNA damage sensor activity; crossover junction DNA endonuclease activity
Source: RefSeq, a predicted model, not a curated record
UUACUUAGGCAGUAAUUCAACUUUUUUUCUUCUUCUUUAAAUAUCAAAUAUUGGAUUUUAUGUCCUUAAAAUGUUAAAUGUUGGUUGUUGUUUUUGUCAGCAAAAGACAAAGUGAGAAUUUUAGCCAAAGAAGAAGAUGAAGGUGCAACAGCGACACUGAGAGUGGAAGAAAUGGAGAUUGGUAUGCUACCAAUUUCAGCUUCAAAGAGAGGAAAGCUCUUAGCAGCUGGUUACACCACACUCGAUGCCAUUGCUUGCGCCUCCCCUUCUCACCUUGCUCGAGAUAUAGAAGUUUCUGAAAGUGAAGCUUCAGAAAUUCUGAAAUAUGCAACCAGAACUAGUGCUUUGGACAGAUCAAAUGGAAGUCACAGUGCUGUUGUUGAUGGUGGUCAGACAGCUUGGGAUAUGCUCAAUGAGGAAAAGUUUUCGUCUUGCAUUACUACUUCUUGUGCGGAUCUGGAUAACAUCCUUGGUGGAGGGAUUAAUUGUAAAGAAGUCACUGAAAUUGGUGGAGUUCCAGGAAUUGGUAAAACACAAUUUGGGAUUCAACUUGCAGUAAAUGUUCAGAUUCCAUUAGAUUAUGGUGGCCUAGGUGGGAAGGCAAUAUAUAUUGACACAGAAGGAAGCUUUAUGGUCGAACGUGUUCUACAAAUUGCUGAAGCAUGCAUAGAAGACAUGUCAGAAUAUAGCCACCACUUUCACAAGGAUUCUCAAGCUUGUGAAGUUAAAAUGCACCCUAAUAGUAUCUUGGACAACAUAUUCUAUUUUCGCGUUUGCAGCUAUACUGAGCAAAUUGCUUUGGUGAAUUACUUAGACAAAUUCAUCGCAGAACAUAAAGAUGUAAAGAUCAUCAUUGUUGACAGUGUUACUUUCCACUUCCGCCAAGACUUUGAUGAUAUGGCUCUCAGGACUCGAUUACUUAGUGAAAUGGCUUUGAAGAUGAUGAAACUUGCAAGAAAGUUCUGUUUGGCUGUUGUUUUGUUGAAUCAAGUAACAACCAAGCAUAUUGAAGGUUCAGUUCAAUUGACCCUUGCUCUAGGAGAUAGCUGGUCUCAUUCAUGCACAAACAGGAUCAUCUUAUUUUGGAAUGGCAAUGAACGACAUGCGUUUAUUGAUAAGUCCCCUUCUCUUAAAUCAGCAUCAGCACCAUAUUCUGUGACUACUAGGGGGAUCCGUAAUUCUACUUCAAGCUGUAAACGAAUCAAGAUGAUGUGAGUUUUGGUUUGGUUCUAUAUAUGUAAGGUUCAGCAAAUAAGAGUGUAUCUAUGUGGUACGCUUAACUCACAAAAAUUCAAAGCUUAUUUGCUCACAUUAGAAACAAACUUAUUUUGGAAGAAUUUUUUCUUGGUUUUAUAUUACUAUGGAAGAACUAUUACUAUACACACUGAUUAG